AUGCGUACCAUUAAGUGUGUUGUUGUGGGCGAUGGUUCCGUCGGUAAAACCUGUCUUCUGAUUUCAUACACAACAAAAAACUUCCCCUCUGGCUACCUACCAACGGUAUUUAACUACGCUUUCACGGUUAUGAUUGGUCCCGAGCCAUAUAAUCUUGGGCUGUUUGACACUGCAGGACGGGAUGAUUAUGAACUAUUACGACCCCUUAAUUAUUCACAGACAGACGUGAUUCUUGUCUGUUUCUCAGUGGUAUCUCGAUCUUCAUUUGAAAAUGUGAAAAAAAAGUGGGUACCAGAGAUUACCCGCUAUUGUCCGAAAACCCCUUUCUUGCUUGUUGGGACCAAGACUGAUCUCAGAGAAGAUACGUCUACUCUUAUGACACUUGCCAAAAGAAAACAAAAGCCCAUCGCUCUAGAGACAGCAGAAAAGCUGGCCAGAGACGUGAAGGCUGUCAAAUAUAUGCAGUGUUCCGCGCUCACAAAGAAAGGCCUAAAUGAUGUAUUUGAAGAGGCUAUAAGGGCUGCCAGCAAGCCUAGGGAGCGGAAGAAGAGCUUCGGGUGUGUACUGCUAUGA
Messenger RNA from Gracilinanus agilis (Agile Gracile Mouse Opossum), 573 nucleotides. RefSeq names its product cell division control protein 42 homolog. The transcript has a single exon. The record is from RefSeq and is a predicted model, not a curated record. The coding region runs from base 1 to 573 and encodes 190 amino acids. Gene Ontology annotation, biological process: modification of synaptic structure; small GTPase-mediated signal transduction. Gene Ontology annotation, molecular function: GTP binding; GTPase activity. Gene Ontology annotation, cellular component: dendritic spine. NCBI's taxonomy places the organism in Eukaryota, Metazoa, Chordata, Mammalia, Didelphimorphia, Didelphidae.